AUGCCCUACCAGUUUAUAAUAUUUGACUUGGAGACUUCAGACACUGGUUCAAAGGCAGAAAUAUUUCAACUAUCUGCGAUCACUCAAACUGGUUCCAUGUACCCCUCUUACAUUAUGCCUAAAAGUAACAUAAGUCAUGGGGCAUCUAGAGUGAAUAAUCUUACCGUUGAAAUUAAAAAUGGAACAAGAUCAUUGUGUAAAAACUCUGUUCCUGUUGCAGCAAUGUCCAUUGAAAACGCCUUGUCAAGCUUCAUCAAAUUUAUACAACACGCUUGUUCCAUCAAUUCCUGCGGUACUCAAUCUAUACCAGUUCUUAUUGGCCACAAUGCAGCUGUCUUUGACGUUCCAGUACUUUUACGAAAUUCGGGGAAAUUAUACGAUGAACAGCUUGAUCAGAUCAAUGUCAAUUUUGGUGACAGCUUACUACUUAUCAAGUCUUUAAUUCAAAGCCAGCAUGCUCCUCUGAAGUUGACAAAUCGAGAUUACUGUCGUGUAAAUAUAAGUAGUGUUUAUCAGUGCUUGUUUAAAGAUGAGUUCAACGCCCACGAUGCUUUAGAGGAUGUCAAAGCUCUUCGAAAGAUAUUCAGUCCUGAACUAGCAAUUGACAUCAGAACUAUAGUCAACAGCAGCCAAAUACAAACAGUUUGUGAUGCGAGAAUGGACUUGGAUCACAUAGACAAACGACUUGAGCUUUUCCAAACGUUUGUAGGAGGUUUAUAUUGUCCACAAGCAAGUAAAAGUCCAAUCACACACAGCAUGACUUUAAAAAUCGCUGGUUCUGGCUUGUCUUACAAAGACCUUUACCAAACAUGA
Molecule: messenger RNA, 813 nt
Organism: Paramuricea clavata
Lineage: Eukaryota; Metazoa; Cnidaria; Anthozoa; Malacalcyonacea; Plexauridae
Source: the annotation of a GenBank genome assembly